AUGGGGUUGGUGUGUUGCAGUUCGGCCUUUUCCGCCCCGGAAUGCGACGGAGUUGGGCUUUGAGGCGGUGCGUUUCGGAGGCUCCGUUCCCUGGGAAGCGGUGGCUGGUGGCCGGCCUAGGGAACCACGGAAUGCCGGGCACCCGGCACAGCGUGGGCAUGGCGGUGGUGGGACAAAUAGCGCGGCGACUGGGAGUGGCGGAGAGCUGGGCUCCUGACUCAAGGUGUGCUGCCGACCUCGCCCUGGCCCCUCUUGGGGAUGCCCAGCUGGUACUGCUCCGGCCGCGGCGCCUCAUGAACGUCAACGGGCGCAGCGUUGCCCAAGCUGCGGAGUUGUUUGGGCUGGCUGCGGAGGAGAUCUAUCUGGUGCACGAUGAACUGGACAAGCCCCUGGGAAAGCUAGCUCUGAAGCUGGGGGGCAGCGCAAGGGGCCACAAUGGCGUCCGGUCCUGCAUUAGCUGUCUGAAGUCCAGUGCAAUGCCAAGGCUGCGGGUGGGCAUCGGGCGCCCCACACACCCUAAUAUGGUGGAGGCUCAUGUCCUGGGAUGCUUCUCCCCAGAGGAGCAGGAGCUACUGUCCCCAUUGCUGGAUCAGGCCACUGACCUGCUCCUGGACCACAUCCGUGCUCGAAGCCUCGGGCUCUGACCACAGUAGACACGACUGCCUGCCUGCCCGUGCCCUGAAGCCCGGAAAGGGCCACACAACUGCCAUGACACAUGUGGUACCCACUGUUUAUGUAACUUGUCUGGGUUGCCCAGGGCCACUUGCAGAUUCAAGGAAGGUCUGUGGCCACAACAGUCUGUUUCUGCGGUGACUUGGUCUCUCCAUGUGCUACUUGUGGUAUAGGAAACGUCUAGGAAGGUUAAACUUUCUGAACUUUUUGAGAGCGACAGAUGAGUAGAUCUGCAAGAUUAAAAGAUGCUGGCUUGAAAUCUGAAGCCUCCUGUGGGGGGAGCCUCUAAUUUCUUGCCAGUGGGGUGGGGACAAAAGGGUCUGACAGACCCUCUUUUCAGGGGAUGGGUAGAUAUUGGUUAGCCUUAGGCCAUUUUACAGGUGGGGAGGAUCAGAUAGAUCCUACGCUAUCCCUGAGGCCACCCAACUACAGCCUGGCAGAACUAAGGCUAGCUGUCAGCCUGCUGUCCCCAGGGUCCCUUGCACCCCUACCUCAUUAGUGUUCUGUAACUGGCAGAUCCCCAUUCGGGCAGCGAAUGAGAGAGACCUGACAUCCUGAGGGUUGGGUGGGAUGCGGACCUGGCGAGGCACCAGCCCUAGGUCCCCUGGAUGGUAGGUUGUAAUGGCGGAGAGCUGCUGCAGCAGAGAAGCAGCCGCUGUCUUGGACGCCUUGGUGCUGUGGAGAGGGACCAGGGGUCAUCCCCUCCAUUUCCGCAAGAGGAGGUGUAGGGUCUGCGGAGGCGCCCACAGGGCUGACUCCUCACCUCUCUUUGGAGGGGACCUGGGGCUGCUUCUCCCGGUGGGAAGUGAAGUCUAACUGUGACUUUGACACCACAGCCCUGCUGAGCAGGGCCAGCAGCUGCUGCAGGAGCUCCUUGUGCUGCAGCUGGAGCACCACAUCGAACUCCCCAUCCUCCGAGUCUGUUCGGAUCUGUCAGUGCGAGGUGGGCUAAAUACCACAGCGGCCCAGACACCCACCCGCCUCCAUGCCCGAUGUUCCAAGCCAGCGUUCCUGGUCUGUGGACAAACCAUCAGGCUAGGGGCUCUCUAGAGCCCCAGAAGAGGAAUUCAGCUCUUUGGAGAUAUGAAAGGAAUCUCUUCUGUUCUUUCUUCUGCCCGCCUACUGCUGCCUCCCGUGUGCUAGGAUUAAAGUUCUGGUUGUCCUGGAAUUCACUGUGUCGACCAGGCUGGCGUCCAAGCCUGACUCUGCCUCUUCAGUGGUGGGACCAAAGGAGGCAUGCAUUUGCUGAGACUCCCCAACAUCACAGACAAGGAAACUGAGGCUCAAGGAGAGAAAACUAGAGAGUGACAAGACCAGAACUUGAACCCAAGUCAAUCAGACCUGGAAGCUGAGGCUCUUACCCACAAUGCCUGUCUCCACAGCCAGCCCACUCAGCUGGUCAAGCCCUUCCUCUGUAUCUCAGGACCUAAGAGUUUGGUAAACAUUAAGCACCCAAUAA
This is a messenger RNA of Psammomys obesus (fat sand rat), 2131 nucleotides long. It is a transcript of the gene Ptrh1, whose product is annotated as peptidyl-tRNA hydrolase 1 homolog. Bases 42 to 644 code for a protein of 200 amino acids. NCBI's taxonomy places the organism in Eukaryota, Metazoa, Chordata, Mammalia, Rodentia, Muridae. Gene Ontology annotation, molecular function: peptidyl-tRNA hydrolase activity. The transcript is spliced from 7 exons. The record is from RefSeq and is a predicted model, not a curated record.